GUCUCUGUCCUUAAGCACCGUUUCUUAGCCACUUUGCGUUGCCUUCUAGCUUGUACCCUCUUCAGAUAGUAUAACAAAGAACUGCGGAUGCUGGAGGUCUAAAACAGAAACUGCCGGAGAAACUCAGCAAUUCAGGCAACAUCUGUAAGAAGACAGCCUACUCCCCGCCCAAACCCUAUCACCGACAGCCCCUAUCUGUAUGACGCUGAUCCCCGGCCCUCUCUUGCCCUGCCCCUCGACCGCACGCCUUCUGCCCUUCCCCCUCGGUGCCGCUGAUCAGAGGGAUCCGAGUACUACAACGCCCAGAAGGCCUUGCGUUUGAUGCAUUCUCUUCUCCCAGGGCGAAACCUGACAAUUAGGAGACUGGAAAGCUUAUAUUAGGGAUUGGUAUAUAAUUGAAUACUGUAAGCUAGUUGCGUCUGUAUUGCCGAAAGUAGGCCCAGACCAAAAUGGAAGACGGUAAAACGGAGAAUAUGAAGGACUUGGUGGACCGGCUGACGUUAGGUGUAACCAGGAUACUAGAAAGUCGUCCAGGUGUGACAGAAGUUAGAUAUGUAGAAAAGGAACCAGCAGAGCGACAUACAAUUAUCUCAUGGGAGCAGAAGAAUUGCUGCUUACUCCCAGAGGAUCUGAGGAACUUUUACCAAAUGACGGAUGGCUUUUUGAUGACCUGGAGUAUAAAAUUUGAUGGCAAUAACAUGCAGUUGGGAACAAUGGUAAUCAAUAGUAUUUCAACACUUUGUCGACUUGGCACUACAUCUGUUUACAGCUUGCCUAGUGCACCAACUCUGGAUGACCUCGAAAAUGAUACAGACGAUGAAGAUAAAGAAGAGUCUUUGGAAAAACCCCAUUUUAAUUCGAAAUAUCGAAUAUUUGAACUGGAUUGCUGCAAUGGGAAUGGCAAAGUCUGCCUGGUUUACAAAAACAUCCAAUCAGGAGUUGUAUCUUCUCACGCAGAAAUCUGGUUCUUGGACAGAGCACUUUAUUGGCAUUUUCUAUCAGAUACGUUCACAGCCUACUAUCGACUUAUGCUUGUUCACUUAGGAUUGCCCCAAUGGCAGUAUGCAUUAACAAAAUAUGGGGUUAGCCCUCAAGCUAAGCAAUGGUUUAAUAUGUACAAGCCUGUUGCCUAUAGUGCCAGUCUUGUAGCAGAGGAUGAUACUACUUUUAUUAACAAGUUGGAUCCCAGUCAAGUCUUUAAGAACAGAACCAAGCUCCAGAAUGCAAAGAAAAAAACUUCUGCACAGCUACCUGGGCCUCAGAAAAGUCAGACCAGCCUGGUCACUAGCAAGAAUAUAUCUCAGAUCGGAAGUACAACAAAAAAGUGAUUCAAUCAUUUUUAUGUUAUCAUCCAUCACAAUUGCAACAUAGUUUUCCCUCUUGGUAUAGCCAGGAUCACUAUCUGAACUGCUGUGUGUACAGUUCUGCCACAGAAGGGUGAGACAUAUGUUAUGAAGAUAAGAAUGCAAAACUGUAUGUUACAAACGCAGAAAAAAGCAGGGCUUUAAUGUUAAUGAAAUGCAUCACGAUGCAAAUGCAUGAUUUGCAAAUAUUGCUGGAAAUGUUAAAAGAAGCCCAGCGUCAUGAAGUUUUUAUUGAAACUGUUUGGGUACACAAUUACUGAAUCCACUCUUCUUUCUAAUAAGUUGUUUUAUUUCAAUUCCACAGCUGUUUGAAGCCUAAAUGAAGUGUGUGUUCUGUAUGUGGUGUCUGGGCUAUUAUGAGUUUUCUUUGUCAUCUUCCUCACAUCAUUAUGUUGCACAAAAAAUAAGGUAGGCUGCAAUGAUCAGUCUAGUACAAUAAGAAUGCUGAUGGUAUCCCAGGACUGAUGAACCACCAGGAUGUCUUCAGCGUUUGUCUUGUACUAAAUUGUUUGUUAUAUUUUGUCUCAAUCCAAAAGUUCCAUGCACGUUCAGUUUAACCAGAAAAAGCAGGCAUUGUACAAACAGGCAAAGGCUCUUGUCAAACAAAUUCCUCUACGUUUCAAAAGGGCAACCUUUUGGUUGAACACAAGUUUAUCUUUUAGUUAAAAAAUAAUAAAAUUAUAUUCUUAUAGGACCUUAACCACUGAAAAAUAGCCAACUUUGCAUAUUUUCAACCCUUAGCAUGUAAUUGCUGAUAAAGUUACUCAGAAGAAAAGUUAAUCAGUUAGAUUGGUAUGGGGAAUUUCUCUUUGAUCCCUUUGCGGGUUUAAGUAAAUGAAUCUAAAAUGCCAAAACAAAGAUGGUCAUGUCAACAAUAUUUUUUUUCAAUUCUGUGCUGCUUAGUGUCUUUCUUGUCUAUAACGUAUCUGAAUAUAAUCCAAGCAAACUAAUAGAAAUGUCUAAUAUACCUGGGCAGCCACUAAUUAUCUGAAAUGAAUUUUAAUGACUGUGGGAAGGUCCCCAUCUCAUUUCAGGUUUAAUCACAAAUUUUUAAAACUUUUCAGAUCACAUGUCAAGAAAUCUAAUUAGGGAGGUUCUUGACCUUGUAUGUCUGGUACUUAAAAUUAAUUCAUAUAAUGACCUUACAUUACAGUAUUAUUUUCCAUUUAAAACUAAAAUAGUAUUGUAGCUGUAACUGAUCUUUGAUACAAGGAUAUCACGGCCUGACUUCACAGAACUGCAACUGAAACAAAUGUUUUCCAUUUCCUUGUGAUUGGCAACAGAUUUCCAGGUCAUAUCUGUCCGUUCAUGUUUAUGCUGCAAAAUUUGAUGCCAAAGAGAGUCAGCUUUCAAUUCCAUCUCUUGAACGUACUGUUCAAUCAAAAUUAUUCAGUUUUUUUCAAACAGUUUUCUGUGGCACCACCUGUUGCUAUAUUCAAAUUAAUAUGGCAUUGACAUUGUGCUAUCAACACACAUGGUAACAUUGAUAUUUUGACUUUUAUAUAAGUCAUAUGUUCAUGAAAAGUGCAGCACAGAUAUACUGUUGGUAUUGCUGUUUAUACCUAUCUUGCCAAAAUUAGAGUAUUCUAUUCAUAUAAUACAAAUAGAGACUUCGGAGUAUAUUGGUAAUAUAAUUUUAUUUAACUUUAUGUAUAUUUUCUACCUACCUGGAAUACUGAAUAGCAUUUAAAUGUCACAUAUAUUAAGUUGUUGUUCAUAAAUAUUUCUUUAUAAAUGUAUGAUCAUUACAGAAGACCAGUAAUCAGUAUUGUACACGUUGUGUUGUAUCCUACAUUGAAUGUCUAUGUUUAGUAUAUGUUUAGUGAAGUGCCACGCAGAUGGUACGCUUUAUUAUUUGCACAGUGAAGAAAAAUUGCACUGCAAAAUCACAUAGGAUUUGAGAUGUUUACAUUGGUUUACAUUUUUGGAAGGAGUUGAAGUAACUUUUAGCAAUAUUUGCAAGAUUCUUUUCUAUGCAUGUCAACUGUAAUAACUCCUUUCUUUUUAAAGUUUCCAUUAGGAGAAUAGAAAAUGAAACACAAACUAUUUUCUAACUUGCUCGGUUGUAUUUUGACCAACUUAAGUUAUUUAUUUGUUAGCACCUAUUAAUUGAGUACAGUUCAUACAGAGAACAAAUUUUAAUGUUUGCAGCCUAUAUCAUAAAGUAAUUUUCCAUACAAUUGUAUAACUUUCUAUUUCAAAUUUUUAAAUAAUGUUAGUUUGCCCUCGUUUCCAGCUAUCUUAAUUCUUUAAAUGGAAAUACAGCCUAUAUAUUAGAAACAAAUUUGAGUUGUCAACAAGAGAAAUCAUGUGCACAAUCACAUUUUUGAAUGAUUCACAGUAAUAACUUCCUCUUCUUCAAGAUGGACUUGUUUAUUUUUUCCAGAAAUUUUUCUGCUGAAUAAUCAUAAAACAGUAUAACUGGGGUCAUAGAGAUGUACAUCAUGGAAACAGACUUCUUCACUCCAAGUUGCCCAAGCUACCAGAUAUCAUAGAUAAAUCUAGUACCAUUUGCCAGCAUUUGGCCCAUAUCCCUCUAAACCCUUCCUCUUCAUAUACCCAUCCCGAUGUCUUUUAAACGUUGCAAUUAUACCAGCCUCCACCACUUCGUCCAGCAGCUCAUUCUAUACACACAUCACCCUCUGCGUGACAGUUACUCCAUAUAUCCCUUUUAAAUCUUAAAUCCUCUCACCUUAAAACUAUGCCUUCCAGUUUUGGACUCCCCUCACCUUAGGGAAAAAACCUUGGCUAUUUGCCUUAUCUGUCUCCUUCAUGAUUUUGUAAACCCCUAUAAGGUCACUGCUCAGCAUCUGACACUUCAGGGGAAAAUAACUCCAGCCUAUUCAGCCUUUCCCAAUAGCUUAAACCCUCCAACCCUGGCAACAUGCUUGUAUAUCUCUUCUGAACCCUUUCAAGCUUUACAACAUCAUUCCUAUAGUAAAGUAUACAUACAUGAGGGAGAACUGGGCAUGAAUGUGAGGCUAUUUGAAGUAUGGAGAUAGCUUUCAAAGAAUAAAAAUUGCUGAAAGUGUAGUUUGCAUUUUCUUGAGCAAGGCAUUAAUUUAUGGCUUAUUUGGAGGUACUUCAUCCUCAGCAAAAGUGUAAAAGUCUCACACACAAUGCUUAGAGACAAUGAAAUCCGUUAUUCUCAAAAGAAGCCAGAGUUACGUUUUGCAAAAGUUACAGGCAAGGUGUAACUUCUAGCGUUGGGGAAACAAUUUGGUAGGCAAAAGUAGACACUAGCGCCUAUAUAUAGCAUUGAAAAGGAUCACAUUUGUUCACACUAGAUUAGAUUUAUUUCUGACAUACUGAGUAUAGAAAUAUGUAAGUAAGCGAAAAGUGCACAAAGUUGCUAUUCACUGGCACCCACUUGCUUACAAACAUCAGAAUUAAAAGAUUUAACAGAGCCAAAAGGUAAGCAAGAUAAAAAGGAAAAGUACAGAUCUUAGAGUCCCAAGUCCCAUCAUCCAAACCGUCUUGAUGUGACAAAGAAGGCCAAGCAGCAUCUUAAGAGGACAAAGCUGAAGUUUCAGUUUCUGAUGAAGGGUCUAGGCCCGAAACGUCAGCUUUUGUGCUCCUAAGAUGCUGCUUGGCCUGCUGUGUUCAUCCAGCUCCACACUUUGUUAUCUCGGAAUCUCCAGCAUCUGCAGUUCCCAUUAUCUUUGAUGUGACAAACUUUGUGAUAUUGUCUAUUAACAUUUUGGACUUAUUCCUACUCUUGUUAAGAAAAUCAGUGAUAUGCCCACAGGAAGUCAGGAACACAGCAGGACAGGCAGCAUCAAAGGAGCAGGAAAGUUGACAUUUCAGGUCGGGGCCCUUCUUCAGAAAUGGGCUUUCCUGCUAUUCUGAUGCUGCCUGGCCUGCUGUGUUCCUCAAGUUCCACACUGUGUUAUCUCUGACUUCAACGUCUGCAGUUCUUAUUAUUUCUGCCAUAGGAAGUCAUAUGUUUUAAAAAGUGUUCUGUGCCAGCAUUAGAAGAAGUUGUGGAGAGCUAAUUUCACUGAUACUUUACUACAAAUUUCUGCUGAGUAAUGCUUCUGUAAACACCAUAGCCGUGGCUGCUUAGUAGAAUUUUGAUUAACAUUUUGGGAAGUAAUUACCAGGAAAUGAGGGGUGUAAAAACAUCAGUAUUAUGUGUACAGUUGUUUUCAUGGUUUCUUACCUAUACAGGCACUGUGUGCACAUCUAUGCAAAGCACA
Molecule: messenger RNA, 5563 nt
Organism: Stegostoma tigrinum
Lineage: Eukaryota; Metazoa; Chordata; Chondrichthyes; Orectolobiformes; Stegostomatidae
Gene: tpgs2
Product: tubulin polyglutamylase complex subunit 2
Exons: 7
Coding region: 450-1328 (292 amino acids)
Biological process (GO): protein polyglutamylation
Source: RefSeq, a predicted model, not a curated record